Messenger RNA from Aphis gossypii (cotton aphid), 821 nucleotides. RefSeq names its product chromobox protein homolog 5-like. The coding region runs from base 137 to 556 and encodes 139 amino acids. The record is from RefSeq and is a predicted model, not a curated record. Gene Ontology annotation, cellular component: nucleus. NCBI's taxonomy places the organism in Eukaryota, Metazoa, Arthropoda, Insecta, Hemiptera, Aphididae. The transcript is spliced from 2 exons.
GGCUGUGUGCGUCAGUCAUCGUUGUGUCAAUGAUCAGUCCAGACCAUAGUUUUCAUUUUUCAUUGAUCUCACAAUCUUGUCGAAACUUCCCGACGCCAUACACCGAUUUUGAUUGUUACAUUCUCAAGUCUCUAACAUGGAUCCAAAUACCAAGACAAUCCGAAAAAUUAUUGGCCUUGACGAUUCCAAAGGCAAACUAAAGUACCUGAUACAUUUUGAAGGAAUAGAAGAAUGUGAUUUAAUCGAGGCUGAAGAGGCGUAUUCAAUGUGGCCGCAAUUUUUUCUGAAAUAUUUUGAAGAAAAACUUACAUGGGUUAAUGGUAGUUCAGUGGUAAAAAAUUGUGUGAAGAAUUCCAUCAAAACUAACAACAUUAAUGUAAACGAUUCAAAAGUAGUGGAAAAAAUUUUAGGCGGUAUCAAUUCCGGCGGUCAAGUAUUUUUUUUAGUACAAUGGCGGGAUACUAAAGAAUCUGAAUUUAUCGAGGCUCAAGAGGCAUAUAUAAGGUGCCCAAAAUUAGUGCUAGAGUGGUAUCACGAUAAAAUUCAUUUAAAAUAAGUAAGCACUUUUAUAAAAUAGAAUUUUUUUUCUCUCAAUCAUUUUAAACAAAGUUUGUGAAGAACUACUUUUAUACCUAGCCUUUAUUUGAUGUUAACUUAAAAUUUUAAUUUCUAAAUUUAAUACUAUGUAUGAAGACAUGUAGUUUUCUUCCAUUAAAUUGAUGAAAAUUAUUAAUGUAUUUGAUUUAAGCUAUUUGCAUACAUGUAUAACUUUAUGAUAAAAUUUGAAAGCAAUUAAGAUAAUAAAUACAAUUUUAUUUUAA